Cucurbita moschata (crookneck pumpkin) is the source of this 1545-nucleotide messenger RNA. RefSeq names its product protein arginine methyltransferase NDUFAF7 homolog, mitochondrial-like. The record is from RefSeq and is a predicted model, not a curated record. NCBI's taxonomy places the organism in Eukaryota, Viridiplantae, Streptophyta, Magnoliopsida, Cucurbitales, Cucurbitaceae. Gene Ontology annotation, molecular function: protein-arginine omega-N symmetric methyltransferase activity. Gene Ontology annotation, cellular component: mitochondrion. Gene Ontology annotation, biological process: mitochondrial respiratory chain complex I assembly.
CUGAUUCACCUCUACCUAUCUAAUUUGCUUAUGUGUUGCUUUUACAUGUCGAGAUGAAUGAGACCGUCUUUUAGGUGGUGAAUGGCAGAGCACUCUCACGAGCCUUCUUCGGACUCUGAGCUUGUCAAGCAUCUCAAAGGCAUUAUCAAGUAUCGUGGAGGACCAAUUUCAGUAGCCGAGUAUAUGGAAGAGGUUUUGACAAAUCCUAAAGCUGGAUUUUAUUUUGGGGCGGAAGGUGAUUUUAUAACAUCUCCUGAAGUCAGCCAAAUGUUUGGCGAGAUGGUUGGUGUCUGGGCCAUGCGCCUUUGGGAGCAAAUGGGACGACCAGACAAGGUAAAUUUGGUAGAAUUGGGUCCAGGAAGAGGAACUCUGAUGGCUGAUCUGCUACGUGGUGCUUCCAAACUCAGGAACUUCACCGAUUCGUUGCAUGUACACUUUGUAGAGUGUAGUCCAGCAUUACAGAAGCUUCAGCACUCUGCGUUGAAAUGUAGAGAUGAAGAUAAUAAAGCUGAUGGUGUUGAAAAAAGCAGUGUUAGCACAUUGGUCGGAACCCCCGUGUCAUGGCAUCCCACAUUGGAACAGGUCCCCUCAGGAUUGCCAACAAUCCUUAUUGCUCACGAAUUUUUUGAUGCCCUACCAGUAUACCAGUUUCAGAGGACUUCUCGUGGCUGGUGUGAAAAAAUGGUAGACGUAGCAGAAGGUUCCAAGCUUAAAUUUGUUCCAUCUCCCGAACCAACACCUGCAACUAUAUUUUUGAUGAAACGCUACAAAUACUCUUCAAAUGAAGAGAUCGCUAAUGUUCAUCAGAUUGAGAUUUGCCCCAAAGCAUUGGAGUUGACUCAAGCUAUUACACGUAGAAUAAGUUCUGAUGGAGGUGGCGCUCUUACUAUUGAUUAUGGCCUUAAUGGAGUUGUUUCAGAUAGUCUGCAGGCAAUUCGAAAACACACGUUCGUUGACAUCCUCGACAAUCCCGGUUCUGCUGAUCUUGCAUAUGUUGAUUUUUCUUCUAUACGGCAUGCUGCGGAGGAAAUUUCAGGAGAUGUUGCUGUAUACGGCCCAAUGACUCAGUCUCAGUUUCUGGGUUCACUUGGCAUCAACUCUCGAGUCCAGGCCUUGCUAGAAAACAGCACUGAUGAGCAGGCCGAGUCUCUGAGGACUGGUUACUGGCGUUUAGUAGGUGAAGACAAGGCACCCUUCUGGGAAGGGCCUGACGAAGACGCACCCAUAGGAAUGGGCACGCGAUACAUGGCCAUGGCAAUUGUAAACAAGAAGCACAGUGUUCCAGUGCCAUUUCUAUGAAAGCUGAUUGAAGUAUUUAUCAUGAACCAAUUUCAAUACCUUGUAUAGAAUAUCAUUUCCUUAGAGAAAGGAAACAAACCAAUAUAUAAUCGAUCAAUUUUCUGCUGUGGGUUUAAUUUAUGUUCGUUUUGUAAAAUGACGGACAAACUUCACCUAGCUCAUCAAUAAAGAGUUAAUUAUCUUAAAAAAAAAUGAUACUGAGUUUUUUUUUUUCAUGGACGACAAAAGGAUGUAAAAUUACCUCUU